UCGGCGCUCGCGGGUCAUCUGCUGAGGCUCAGGCUAACGGCGGGGGUGGGAGGCGCGCGCGAACACUGCUGUGGCGGCGGUGGCGGCGGUGGGAGCGACGACGGCGGCGGGCUGGGCUGGAGGAGACGGCCUUUUCCUCACUGCCGGCUGAGCCCACAGUCCUCGCCCAUGAAGACUGGCCCACCAUGUUUUAUGGGACCCACUUCGUCAUGUCUCCACCCACCAAGAGCAAGCUGAAGCGGCAGAGCCAGCUGUUGUCCAGCAUGCUGUCCCGGACGCUGAGCCACAAAUAUCGUGACCUGGACACCACCUUCGCUAACCUGGGCGCCAGCGACGACCCCGCGGAGCUCUCCACCCAGCUCUCAGCACCUGGGGUCCUGAAGGUGUUUGGGGACAGCGUCUGCACGGGCACCCACUACAAGAGUGUCCUGGCUACCGGCACGUCCAGCGCCCACGAGCUGGUGAAAGAGGCCCUGGAGCGCUAUGCCCUGAGCCCCGAGUGCGCCAGCCAGUAUGUGCUGUGCGACGUGGUGGGCCAGGCCCGUGGCCACGGGCAGCAGUGGCAGGCCGAAUGCUUUCGGGUGUUUGGGGACAACGAGAAACCCCUCUUGAUCCAGGAAUUAUGGAAACCCCGAGAAGGCUUGUCCCGGAGGUUUGAGCUGAGAAAGAGGUCGGACGUGGAAGAGCUGGCAGCCAAGGACGUGGACACUAUGACGGCAGGGAUAAACGCCCAAGCCCGGAGGCUGCAGCGGAACCGCGCCAAGGGGACCCCAGCCCUGGCCUCGGGGGGCUCCUGGAGCCCCCCUCCAGCCCGGCUGCGCCGCACAGUCAGCGAGACCAGCCUGAGCCCUGCUGCCACCCAGGGCCCUGAGGAGCCGGGACACAACGCCAUGCGCUACUCCCUCUACGAGUCCCCACACCUGCUGCUCCUGCAGGGCUACAGCCAGCAGCACGACAGCCUGGUGUACGUGCUCAACAGGGAGCGGCACACGGUGGGCCAGAGGACGCCGUCCAGCCAGCCGAGCAUCAGCCUGUCAGCCCCCGACAUCCUGCCCCUGCACUGCACCCUCCGCCAGUGCCAGCCCUCGGGCCCAGAGCGGGCGGGCGGUCGGCUGGUUCUGGAGCCAAUCCCUGGGGCGCCCGUCGCGGUCAACUUCUCAGAGGUGGGGGGCCGGACUGUGGUGCUGCGUCAUGGGGACCUGCUGUCCCUGGGCCUCUACUACUUGCUGCUGUUCAAGGACCCGGCACAGGCCCAGCCCCUGCCUGCCCAGGCCCUGGCCCGCCUGCGGGCCGUGCCACACAGCUGCAGGUUGUGCGGGGCCCUGCUCCCGGUGGCCCGGGGCCCCUCCGCCUCCACACCCGCCGCCCUCCCCCGGCCGCGCCCACUCCACCUGGAGUUCGAGCCUGCCGUGGAGGACACACUGCUGCAGCGCAUCAUGACGCUGAUCGAGCCGGGCGGCGAUGACCACAAGCUCACCCCCGCCUUCCUCCUCUGCCUCUGUGUCCAGCACUCGGCCACCCGCCUGGAGCCGGGCUCAUUCGGGCAGCUCCUGCUCAAGAUGGCCAGGACAAUUCGCGACACCGUCUGGGAGAAAACCAAAGAACUGGCAGAGAAGCAGACGCACCUCCAGGAGCCCAUCUCCUCAGCCAGCAGUACCCUGGCUGGCCUGCUUCCUGACCUGCAGCACCUUCUUUUCUGGAUGUCGAACUCCAUCGAGCUCCUGUACUUUAUCCAGCAGAAGUGCCCACUGUACAUGCAGAGCUUGGAAGAGGAGCUGGAUGUCACAGGCUCGAAGGAGUCGCUGUUCUCCUGUGCGCUCUCGGCCAGCGAGGAGGCCAUGGCAGGCCUGGAGGAGGUCAUCCUGUACGUGUUCCAGCAGUGCGUGUACUACGUCUCCAAGUCCCUAUACGUCUGCCUGCCGGCCCUGCUAGAGUGCCCCCCUUUCCAGACGGAGUGCCGGGACAGCUGGUGCUCGGCCCCCCAGCUGCCCGAGGAGCUGCGCCGCGUGGUGUCUGUGUACCAGGCCGCCCUGGACCUGCUGCGGCAGUCCCAGGUGCACCCUGAGAUUGCUGCCCAGGUGCUGGCCUACCUCUUCUUCUUCUCCAGCACUCUGCUCUUCAAUCAGCUCCUGGACAAGGGCCCCUCUCUGAGUUGCUUCCACUGGCCCAGAGGCGUCCAGGCCUGUGCCCGCCUGCAGCAGCUCCUGGAGUGGACGCGGAGCGCCGGCUUUGGGGAGGCCGGAGAGCGCUUCUUCCGGAAGCUUUCCUGCACACUCAACCUGCUGGCCACUCCCCGUGCCCAGCUCAUCCAGAUGAGCUGGGCGAACCUGCGGGCCGCCUUCCCCGCCCUGAGCCCCGCGCAGCUGCACCGGCUGCUGACUCAGUACCAGCUGGCCUCGGCCAUGGGCCCCAUGAGUGCCUGGGAGCCGGUCGCCCCGGACCUGCCCGACGCCUUCAAGUCAGAGGACGUCCUGGAGUCCUAUGAGAACCCCCCACCCAUCGUUUUGCCGAGUGAGGGCUUCCAAGUGGACUUGGAGGCGGACAGCCUCGAUGACAGCAUCUACCAGCACCUUCUCUACGUGCGGCACUUCCUGUGGGGCCUGCGGAGCAAGCCCAGCCCUAGUGGUGGCCCCCUCCAGCCUGAGGGCCUCGAGGGCCCAAACCACCCCAUCCCAGAGGGACACCCUGAGGGACACCCCGAGGGCCAGAGCUGUCCCCUGGCUCCCAGGGACCCCAGCAGGGGAAUUCGUGAAGCUGGCCCAGCACACGCUCUUCCUUCCGCGGGGGCUCCCCGGGCACUGGGACCUUCAGGAAGGCAGCCAGGCCGUGGGAGCCACGGGGGCCCCCAGGCCGGCUCUCUGCACACAGACUCCUCCUGCUUGCUCACGCCUCCCAGCACCCCCCUCGAGCCCACUGUUCCUGACUGGCCCGACCCUGGCGGGCCCUGUGGGAAAGCAUUCCUGGAAGGGAAGAGGAAUGGACCAAGUGGCCCCCGGGGGGCAACUUCAGAAGGAGACUGUGUGGCCCCAGAGGACCAGCCCCCUCCGGCCCCCUCCCGCCAAAGCUCCAGCACUGAUGACUUCUGCUAUGUCUUCCUGGUGGAACUGGAACGAGGCCCCUCUGGGCUGGGGAUGGGCUUGAUCGAUGGGAUGCACACACCCCUGGGCACCCCUGGCCUCUACAUCCAGACCUUGCUCCCCGGCAGCCCUGCGGCGGCUGACGGCCGGCUGUCGCUGGGAGACCAAAUCCUGGAGGUGAACGGCAGCAGUCUGCUGGGCGUCAGCUACCUGAGAGCCGUGGACCUAAUCCGACAUGGGGGAAAGAAGAUGCGGUUUCUGGUUGCCAAGUCUGACGUGGAAACAGCCAAGAAGAUCCGCUUCCGCUCGCCCCCUCCCUAGGGGGCUGGAAGGAUGCCGGGUACCUAGCCCAGAGGUUGGCCACACUGCUCCCAGGACACUGGCCACACCUCCCCCUGUGGAUAAUGUACUUAGUGUAUAUUUUAUUUAUGACAGAUAACACUAAGCUGUGAUGUUUGUUACAGAGCUUUUAUGUUUGAAGAUUUGAAUGGAGAAGUAUAGAUUCAGUAAACUAUCUUUCAUAUUCUUGGAGAGUGGAGGUGUGUGCAGUCAGGGUAGGCGCCGUUCUGGGCUCCCCCGGGACCCAGAGGACUGCUGGGAGCUCCACAGGACCCAAUGCCCCCCUCCCCACCAGCGUGAGAGACCCUGAGAGGAUGGGGGCCGGGGUGAAUGGUGAUGGCGGAAUGGUUUUAACUAACUCUUGGACUGCCCUCCACCCUGCCCAGAAACAAGGAGUGACGGGCACACAGGGCAGCCCCCACGCCCAGGGAAAGACUAGAGCCGCCAAUCAGAGCAGGCUGCUCCUGGUCAUCACAUGCUCAGCAUAACCCCCAAGAAAGGGUCUAGGACCCCCAGAAGGUGAUACAGUGAGUUGACCCACCCUGGUACCCAGGCCUCCCUGAUGUCCGUUCUGAUCACUAAAGCCUGGGCUUGGCCCUAAUACCAGGCUCUUAAUCUGCACCCCGGCUGGCGGCCACCUGGUCACUGUCCCUUCACCCUGGAAGGAGGCCCGCCUCCUGCUCCACCAGCCGACUGACCACGCACAGUGCCAGGGGCAGGGCCGUGUUGGCGUCGUGGCGUAGGGGGGCUGGGACACCUCCACACGGCUGGACAUCUUCAGCAGCUUGGUAGCUGUGUCCUCAGUGCAGGGAACCCAGAGCCAGGCUCUGGACCAGGGUCCUCAUUUUUAACAGGAACAGAGAGACCCUGGGGACAAAGGGACCCAGCCAGUCAGCUGCAGACACAGCUCUCACGUGGACAGGGGUCCGAUGGACGGGGCCGCAAGAACGCAAGAACGGUGUCCUUGGUAGGUCCCCAAGCCGUGGGCCUCGUGCGCUUUACGGCGCCCCCUGGCGAACGCAGGAGAGAAGCGCAGGUGCAGCUGGCUCGGCCUCGCGGCGGCA
Molecule: messenger RNA, 4480 nt
Organism: Rhinolophus ferrumequinum (greater horseshoe bat)
Lineage: Eukaryota; Metazoa; Chordata; Mammalia; Chiroptera; Rhinolophidae
Gene: RADIL
Product: Rap associating with DIL domain
Exons: 15
Coding region: 186-3398 (1070 amino acids)
Biological process (GO): neural crest cell migration; signal transduction; substrate adhesion-dependent cell spreading
Cellular component (GO): microtubule
Molecular function (GO): GTPase binding
Source: RefSeq, a predicted model, not a curated record